Messenger RNA from Mucor velutinosus, 924 nucleotides. RefSeq lists its product as uncharacterized. Gene Ontology annotation, biological process: regulation of cyclin-dependent protein serine/threonine kinase activity. Gene Ontology annotation, cellular component: nucleus; cyclin-dependent protein kinase holoenzyme complex. Gene Ontology annotation, molecular function: cyclin-dependent protein serine/threonine kinase regulator activity; protein kinase binding. The transcript has 3 exons. Lineage: Eukaryota; Fungi; Mucoromycota; Mucoromycetes; Mucorales; Mucoraceae. The record is from RefSeq and is a predicted model, not a curated record. Bases 1 to 924 code for a protein of 307 amino acids.
AUGUUGACAAUACAAUCGAUGGAUUAUUUUCCUUACUACGAUCCAGCGUAUUCGGCAAAGCAGCAAACCUACCACCUACAUGACCACCAGCAGCCACAACAAUGGGUUGAGCAGCUCUGCACUCUACAAACAAUCAUUUCAUCCCCACCAUCUCCACUUCCAGAACAUCCCUUUCUCUUGUCUGCACCCAACGAUCUCUCCGUCAUGAGCCAGAAAGUGAUUAAAUUGCUGUGCUGUGGAAACACUAUUUGGGACAUGGAUAGAAUUGCAAAUUUCUCAAGCUUCUGUGAUCGAUUGAUGUUACAAAUUGACAUACCCGAAGCGGUAGUUUACACAAGCCUGAAAUACAUUCAACGUAUUCUGGCAAAUAGUGUAAAUGAAUACAAUUUAAUCGACUUGUCUGAUAUCGCACAUGAAUACUCAUUAUUUACUGUAUCACUGUCACUGGCGUACAAGUUUCUUGAAGACAACCCACCUUAUAUGCGUCAAUGGUCAUUUGUAUCCAUGAUCCCAAUAGAAGACCUAGUUCGAGUGGAAUCACAGAUGUUACAAAAACUAGACUAUUCACUUGAUAUUUCAAUCGAAGCAUUUAAUCAAUGGACCGAUCAAUGCAACGAGAUAUUCCACGGUAGUCAAGAUGUUUUAAAGUAUGAUUUGCAUAUGACUCGACAACGACUUGGAUGCAGCAUACUUUUACCGGUUUUAUUAGACGAUUUCUAUUUCAAUCAAUACCAACAGCAGCAGAUGAUGAUGCUGAUGCUGAUGCAGCCACAACAAGAAUUAUACACAGCAGAACAGCAUUAUGAUGAUCUGUAUUAUUAUGAUCUAAAUGAUACUAUGAUGACAACAGAUUACUAUUCGCAAGUACCGGUGCCAGUAGAUCCUUUGUGGUACUUGACACACAAUAAUAGCACUAUCUUUUAG